AAAGCGCAUUGUUAGAAGCGCUCGGGAAGAGCACCCAGCGUCGGGCGCCUUCUCCGUGGGGGGUGAAGCGAGGGGGAGACCCCCGAAAGCGAGGGAUCCCUUGCCCGCUCCGAUGCCCACGCGCGCUGCCAGCCUGCUAUGCCGGACUUGGUGGGAACUUUGCGCCCGCCUGUCCCCAUCUUCCCAGGCGCAAUGAAGCCGGCGCCUGGGAGGAAGGGAGGAGAGGCGAGCCCCGUCUCCUUUCCCCCUCCCUGGCUUCCCGGGAUCGGGGCCCGCCCUGCACGGCCCCCCCCCCCGGUGCCCACUCUGCACGCCCCCCGGUGCCCCCUCACCUGCCGUCUCGGGCGCGCACGGGAGCGGCAAAGCGGCCUUUCUUUCUCCAGCGGGCGCGCAAAAGAGGAGGCGGCGGCGGCUGGCCCGGGAAGGCGGCACAGCCAAGCUCCCCGCCGCCCGCCUCUGUGCCGAGGCGCAGGGCUCCAACCCGGAGAUCUGAAGAUGCCAGCCACAGAUGCAGGCGGAACGUCAGGAGAAAAUGCGACUGGAAGAUGGCCGUGCAGCCCGGAAACCUCACAACACCCCAGUGAUUCCAGCCGUGAAAGCCUCCGACAAUAGAUAGCAGAUCUAUUUUUCCGUUGCUUUCAUUAAAAAUAAAACCACAACUAGA
Molecule: messenger RNA, 664 nt
Organism: Sphaerodactylus townsendi
Lineage: Eukaryota; Metazoa; Chordata; Lepidosauria; Squamata; Sphaerodactylidae
Product: caskin-1-like
Exons: 2
Coding region: 139-612 (157 amino acids)
Source: RefSeq, a predicted model, not a curated record